CACUGGCACACAGAAGCGGACAGCAUGGCGUCGAGCCCAGAUGCAGCAGCUACAGGCUACGAGUGGAAGAAGACAUCUGCCCCCUCGUGCUAUCUUGACAAGGGUAAAGGCAAGUGGCGGCUUAGGCUCAACUUCACAUCCCGGAAGGGAGAGAAGCCAAACAAAGAGGAAGUACGGGCCCACGUGCGACUCGCAGGAGGAAGCGCUUGCGGGCAGUGAAGCCUUCAGGGUUAGCUGGAAGUUCAGCCACCGUGGUCACCCCUUCAACCCUAGCAAUAAAUAUCUCCCAAGCUCAGUAUCUGCUGCGGCGGACACUACGCUU
Messenger RNA from Ectocarpus siliculosus, 322 nucleotides. NCBI's taxonomy places the organism in Eukaryota, Phaeophyceae, Ectocarpales, Ectocarpaceae. The record is from the annotation of a GenBank genome assembly.